CACUCAGAGAGCUAGUGUGUGUGUGUGUGUGUGUGUGUGUGUGUGUGUGUGUGUGUGUGUGUGUGUGUGUGUGUGUGUGUGUGUGUGUGAGCGGUAUGAUGAUCAGGAUGCGUGUGGUGAUUUUGUCCUCAGUGUUGUUAGCUUUAGCUCUGACUUGUUUCAGAGUUCCUGCUGUUCCCGGAACUGUAGCCGAACCCUACAAGCUUGUGCUGCUGGACGCUGUGUUCAGGACCAUGAUGUGGGCGGCCAAGUUGGUUCAGGAUCUUGGCCUGAGUAAUCAGAUGAGCGUCCUGAACUACAUGGCAUUAUUUGCCGAGUUGCGAGCACCACGCUCCAGUGAGUCUGUUCGAGUCACAGAUACGUCCUUCUCAGGAGUUCAGGCUCGUGUGUUCGAAUCCACGGCUUCAGGGCCACGGCGUCUCAAACGAGGAGUCAUCUAUUUCCAUGGCGGCGGCUGGGCUCUCGGCAGUGCACGAAUGCGAUCCUAUGACCUCCUGUGCAGAAUGAUGGCUGAGGAGCUGGACGCCGUGGUCAUUUCUGUGGAUUACAGACUCGCCCCUGAGGUUUAUUUCCCAGCUCAGUACGAGGAUGCCAUUCAGGCCUGCAGGACCAUCCUGACAGAUGAGGUUCUGGCCAGGUUCUCUAUGGAUCCCCACAGGGUGGCUGUGUCGGGUGACAGUGCAGGAGGCAACCUCGCCGCCGCCGUGGCUCAAGAGUUGGCGUCUGACAGCAGUGUCUCCAUCCACUUUAAGGUCCAGGCCCUGAUCUAUCCUGUGCUCCAGGCACUGGACUUCAACACUCCAUCGUACCAGCAGAACGGAGACGUACCCAUCCUGUACCGCUCACUCAUGAUCCGCUUCUGGCUCGAGUACUUGAACGGGGACCAGAACCUCAUCUAUGCCCUGCUAGUGAACAACCACACAGCACUGGACCUGAACAAGGACACAGCUUCAGCCAAAGAGAAGCUCAACUGGUCCCAACUAUUAUCUCCUAAAUUUACCAAGCACUACAAACCAGUGGUGCCUCAACAAGGUUCUCCACAGAUCCUGCAGCAGCUCCCGGGCCUUCUGGACUCCCGAGCUGCUCCGUUACUGGCUGAGCCCGAAGUGCUGAAACUGGUUCCGCCCACUUACAUCAUGACCUGCGAACACGACGUGCUGCGAGAUGACGGGCUGAUGUACGCACGGCGCCUGGAGGAGGUCGGAGUGCCCGUAACCAGUGACCAUUACGAACAGGGAUUCCACGGAAUCAUGAUGUUUGGAUUUUUUCCUGCCUGUUUCUCUGUUGGCUUGCAGAGUCAGAGGAAUUAUAUCCACUGGCUGCAGCACAACCUCUGAAGGUCAGGGUGAAGGUCCAGUGCUCCACAGUCUUAUAUACCUCAUUGUGAAUGUUAAAUUAUUUUUUUAAACACAGUUAGUGUAAAGUGAUGAAGUGUUCAGUGUCAGGACCGGUGUUCUGGAGAGCAUUUUAUUUAUAUUAUCACAUUAUAUUACAACUUUAUUAAAACUCUUAAAUAAAUAUUUAAGGAAAAGAUUUUUAUCUAAAGUACCACAAAGAAAUAACAUGGCAACAAACUAUAAGAGAUAAACACAGAAUGUCACUGAUGUUUAUUCCACUAAAAAUGAGUUUGUAUUAAUUCAGUUAUAGAGUGCAUAAAUAUUGGCACUCACCAUUCAGGUAAACUGAUAAAGUAACCACAUUUACUUUAGACACCUGUUGAUGUUGAUUAUUGCAGGCUUAGUAAAAGUUUUUUUUUACUAAGUGUAUUCUACAAUAAAUAAAGUUUUAUAAUUAAAUUAUAAAAAUAUAAAAUGAUAAAAAUAUAUUUUUCAGACUUGUAAAGGUUCAAUAUAAAAUAAUAUCUUCAUCUGAUCAUCUGGUUCUAUUCAGAGUUUGUAAUUACAGUGGUAUAAGUUUAUUAUUAUUAUUAUUAUUAUUAUUAUUAUUAUUAUUAUUAUUAUUAUUAUUAUUAUUAUUAUUAUUAGACUUGUUUCACCGCUUCAGUGUUUCUUGUGACAAACUUUUAAAAUCUACUUGCUGUUUUUUUGUGCCAGAAAAGUUCACUGUGAUAUAAAGUGACUAUGAGAUGAUUAUUAAACUGAAAUGUUUGUUACAACUAACAGUAAGAUUGUGGUUCAUUACUCACAUAGAUAAUAAUAAUAAUAAUAAUAAUAAUAAUAAUAAUAAUAAUAAUAAUAAUAAUAAUGUUAGUAAGGAGGAACUUGUAAACAUGAGCACACUGAAGUGUAAGAAGGUGAAUAUAAUAGUAACAGACACUGAAAUACUAAAGCAUUGUGUUUGUUUAUUAUUAUACGUUGUUUAUAAAGAUAAAAGGUUGUUUA
Molecule: messenger RNA, 2342 nt
Organism: Tachysurus fulvidraco (yellow catfish)
Lineage: Eukaryota; Metazoa; Chordata; Actinopteri; Siluriformes; Bagridae
Product: neutral cholesterol ester hydrolase 1
Exons: 5
Coding region: 96-1337 (413 amino acids)
Cellular component (GO): membrane
Molecular function (GO): carboxylic ester hydrolase activity
Source: RefSeq, a predicted model, not a curated record